This is a messenger RNA of Salvia miltiorrhiza (redroot sage), 3917 nucleotides long. Its product is annotated as probable LRR receptor-like serine/threonine-protein kinase IRK. The record is from RefSeq and is a predicted model, not a curated record. The transcript is spliced from 2 exons. Gene Ontology annotation, biological process: protein phosphorylation. Gene Ontology annotation, molecular function: protein binding; ATP binding; protein kinase activity. Lineage: Eukaryota; Viridiplantae; Streptophyta; Magnoliopsida; Lamiales; Lamiaceae. Bases 806 to 3736 code for a protein of 976 amino acids.
UUCCCUUCCCACUCUACUUUAUUUUUUCCCGUUGAUAAAUGCAUGUCUCCCUCUCUCAUCUGCUGCAAUAAAGUGUAGAGAGAGAGAAAGAGAGAGAGAGAGAUGGCUCUUCCGUUGGUCGACUGACCUCCAUUGCCGGAAAACUCGCACUGCAUCCCCAUUUCCUGCAUGUUUCUCCGGUAACACUCAGUCUGCAACUACUCCAUUUUCCUCAGAGACGCUCAGGCGAAGUGUUUUCUCACAUUCGAGCUCUAUCCUUUCCUCUCAGAUCGAAAUAUCUUUUACACCGACUCCAAAGUCCAGCUGUUUUUUUUCCGAAAAACUUUACCUCCAUACAUAUUUUCGCUCUCUUUUCCUUAUUUCUUUCCUUGGAUUUUAACUUCUGGAGAAGAGCUUAUACCUACUGUGAUUUGGGGGCUUUCUGGGGGGUUGCUUUUGUUAAUGUCGCUUUCAGGUCGGAUUUAUUAGGGGUUUUUGUUGUCUACCUGCUUCUAGGUUUUUCUGCAAUUUUUUCUUAUGGUCUCAAUUGUUUUAAACGUUCAGAGCUGAAUGUGGUGAAGCACCGGUUUUUUUUUAUCUAAGUUUCCUCUGCUUCCUGCAAGCUUUUAAGGAUUUUGCACUGUAAUUGUUUAAUGUUUUAACGGAAUUGUAGAAUUCGUUACGGUUUCAGCUCCAUUUCACAUUUUACCGGUUGUUUAUUAGGUCACAUUUUCGAAGGGGGAAAACUUAGGAGUUGUUUUUGUUGGGUUUUUUUUAUCAAACCAAGCAAUGCCUUAACAUAACUUGUCCGGUUUUUUCAUCGAAAAUGAGGAGUGUUGUUAGCCUUGUAUUCCUUUCGUUUUUCAUUUGCCUAACUCCGUUGUUAGUGAAGUCGUUGAGCCCGUCUUUGAAUGACGAUGUUCUGGGAUUAAUUGUGUUCAAAGCUGAUAUUCAAGAUCCUGAUGGGAAAUUGAGUUCUUGGAGUGAAGAUGCUGACAGCCCGUGUAACAAUUGGGUUGGGAUCAAAUGCAACCCUAGAUCCAAUAGAGUUUCUGAUCUUGUCCUUGAUGGCUUUGGCCUCUCGGGCAAGCUCGGCCGGGGUCUUCUUCAAUUGCGAUUUCUGCGCAAGUUAUCGCUUGCCAACAACAAUUUUACUGGGAGCUUGAGUCUCAGCUUUGCUCAGUUGUCUGAUCUGAGGGUCUUGGAUUUGAGUGAGAAUGGUUUAUCAGGGGAGAUUCCAAGCGAUUUCUUUAGCCAAUGUGGAUCUCUAAGAUCAAUUUCAUUGUCUAAGAACAGGUUUUCAGGGUCUGUUCCUGAGAGUUUGGGCUCAUGCUCGACUCUUGCUUCGCUUAACCUCUCAGGCAAUCAGUUCUCUGGGGCUUUGCCAGUGGGAAUGUGGUCCAUGACGGGGCUUAGGUCGCUUGAUUUGUCUGAAAACAUGUUGGAGGGUGAAAUUCCCAAGGGGAUUGAAGGUUUGAACAAUUUGAGGGUGAUAAGUUUGAGGAGUAAUGUGUUCUCUGGUGAAGUGCCUGAUGGGAUUGGGGAUUGUAUGUUGUUGAGAUCGGUAGAUUUGAGUCGAAAUUCCUUCUCUGGUGGGCUGCCGAGCACAAUGCAGAAGCUUUUGUUGUGCAACAAUCUAGUUUUAGGUAGAAAUGGGCUGACAUGGGAGGUUCCUGAGUGGAUUGGAGAAAUGAGAAGCCUUGAGAACCUCGAUCUUUCUGAGAACAAUUUUACCGGCGUACUCCCGGUUUCUUUGGGGAAGCUUCAAUCGUUGAAGAUUCUUAAUGUAUCCAACAACGCCCUCACCGGGAGCUUGCCUGAAUCCAUGAACAAUUCCAUAAACCUUCUGGCUUUUGACAUUAGUCAUAAUGCCUUUUCGGGUGGUGUUCCUUUAUGGGUGUUCAAACUUGGUUUGCAGCAAGUUCUGUUUUCAGGCAACAGAUUGAGUGGGAGCAUUCAUAAUGCUUUAGCCUUUUCACCGGAGAACUCUCAGAAAAAGCUUGUGGUUUUGGAUGUGUCCCGAAAUUUUCUAUCUGGUGUAAUUCCAGCUGCUCUUGGGAAUUUUGGCAGCUUGCAGUUAGUAAAUUUGUCCAGGAACUCAUUCAUUGGCAGCAUUCCAUCGAGUAUUGGACAACUGAAAGUUUUAAAUUUUCUGGAUUUGAGUGAGAAUGGGUUAAAUGGCAGCAUUCCUUCGGAGAUUGGAGGACUAACAUCCCUUGAUGAACUAAGAUUCGAGAAGAACGUAUUGGGGGGCAACCUUCCUUUGUCAAUCGGAGAUUGCAGUUCGCUUAAGUCCUUGUACCUCGCGCAUAAUGAAAUAACUGGUCCUAUUCCUACUUCCCUUUCAAAGCUCUCUUAUCUUCAAACUGUUGACCUCUCUUUCAACAAGCUCACUGGAACCCUACCGAAGCAGCUGGCAAAUCUUGUGCACCUUGAGUUAUUUAAUGUUUCACACAACCAGCUACAAGGUGAACUGCCAGCUGGUAGUUUCUUCAACACCAUCGCUCCAUCAUCUGUAUCAGAAAACCCAUCUCUUUGUGGAUCGGCAGUCAAUAGAACUUGCUCCACGGUCCUUCCAAAACCUAUUGUACUUAAUCCAAACUCCACUGAUGCAUCACCUACUACCAUUGCUCCAAGCUUUGGUCGGGGAAAGAAGAUCCUCAGCAUUUCUGCCCUAAUAGCUAUUGGUGCAGCAGCUGCCAUUGUGAUCGGUGUUAUUACUAUCACUGUUCUUAACCUUCGUGUACGUUCUUCCAUGCCUCGCUCUGCAGUAGCUCUUACUUUCUCUGGUGGUGAUGACUUCAGCAAGUCACCUUCCACAGAUGGAAGUUCUGGGAAGCUCGUCAUGUUCUCAGGUGAUCCUGACUUUAGCACUGGGGCGCAUGCCCUUCUGAAUAAAGAUUGUGAACUUGGCCGUGGAGGAUUUGGGGCCGUCUACCGAACUAUGCUCAAGGAUGGACGCUCUGUUGCCAUCAAGAAGCUCACUGUGUCUAGUCUUGUCAAGUCCCAAGAAGAAUUUGAAAGGGAAGUCAAGAAAUUGGGCAAAGUUCACCAUGCCAAUCUUGUUGCACUUGAUGGUUAUUACUGGACUCCCUCAUUACAGCUUAUCAUCUACGAAUUUGUCCCUGGUGGAAAUCUAUACAAGCAUCUCCAUGAAGAAGGCUCUGGUGAGAACUACUUGUCGUGGAAUGACAGGUUCAAUAUCAUUCUCGGGGCUGCUAAAGGCUUGGCUCAUUUGCAUGAGAUGAAGGUGAUUCACUACAACUUGAAGUCGAGCAACAUACUGAUUGACAGCAACGGAGAAGCUAAGGUUGCAGAUUAUGGUUUAGCAAGGCUGCUACCAAUGUUGGAUCGGUAUGUCCUAAGCAGCAAAAUCCAGAGUGCUCUUGGUUACAUGGCACCUGAAUUUGCAUGCAAAACUGUCAAGAUUACUGAGAAAUGUGACAUCUAUGGUUUUGGCAUACUGGUCUUGGAGAUAGUGACCGGGAAGAGGCCAGUCGAGUACAUGGAGGACGACGUGGUGGUGCUCUCGGACAUGGUGAGGGGAGCGCUUGAAGAGGGGAAAGUUGAGGAAUGCGUUGAUGGGAGGUUGCAAGGGAAGUUCCCGGCUGAGGAGGCUAUCCCAGUGAUGAAACUGGGUCUGAUUUGCACGUCGCAGGUGCCAUCUAACAGGCCUGACAUGGCAGAAGUAGUUAACAUAUUGGAGCUCAUCAGAUGUCCUUCUGAAAGCCAGGAUGAGUUGGGAGACUUCAACUAACUGUUAGGAAACAAGUGAGAAGAAAUCUGGGCUCAAUUAAUGGUCAUGAUUCGUAUUCUUUCUCCCUUUUUACAUUGUAUUUUGGCAGAAUUUUUGAUAGGUCUGUAAUUCCUUCCUUGCAUGUUGAAUUCGAAUUUAUUUUCGCCGGAUUCGGACGUUUAUUCAUAUUGCUUUACUUUAA